Messenger RNA from Lingula anatina, 1326 nucleotides. Its product is annotated as E3 ubiquitin-protein ligase LRSAM1-like. Gene Ontology annotation, cellular component: cytoplasm. Gene Ontology annotation, molecular function: protein binding. NCBI's taxonomy places the organism in Eukaryota, Metazoa, Brachiopoda, Lingulata, Lingulida, Lingulidae. The record is from RefSeq and is a predicted model, not a curated record.
AUGUGUGUGAUACUUGGUAGUCCUUCUUGCAAAGUUCGUAUUUUAUUUUAUGAUGUAUUAAUUUAUUAUUCUUUGUUUCAGAUUCCUUCUGGGAUUUUCUCCCUAUGCAAAGUACUGAGGAAAGAGGCCUUAAUUUUGUUUGGAAACCAUUUUUCUUCAUUGAAAGGUGGCGGCAGCCUUAGUGAACUUAGUUCUCUACGGGUUCUUGAUCUCCAUGAUAAUGAAUUCUCCAGCUUACCAGAAGAGAUAGGGGAGUUACAAAACUUACAGGUUUUAAAUCUUGCCAGUAAUAAACUGAAAGAACUCCCCUCCAGCAUUGGGAAGCUUAAAGUAUUGCAGACACUCAAUGUGAGAGACAACAAAUUAAAAGUCCUCCCAGAAACCCUUUGUCAGUUGUCACGGUUACGUACACUAGAUGUCUCUGGCAACCACAUCACUGCAUUACCCAAGAAGCUCUGCAAUAUUCGUACACUUGAUACUCUGAUAGUAACAGCCUCUGACAUGAAAAUGCCUCCAGCAGACAUAUGCAACCAAGGCACAGAGACCAUUAUGAAGUAUUUAUGCAGUGAAUGUGGUAUAGAAUAUAUACCACCCUCCAAGGUAUUGCUUGACCAACUGGACUCUCCACUGGACAUGGAGACAAAGUGGAGAAAACAGUCCCUCAGAGCUAUGGAGGAAGAAAACUUAAAGGAUACCUUGCAACAUUACCAAAGCCUAAAGGAUAAGAAAAGAGAACAGGCCACAGCCCUAGAGAGGGCGCUGCGUGAGGAACAGGAACAACAAGCCCAAUUAGCAGUCUUGGCAGCAUCAAAGAGAGAUGACCUCAUUAGACUAUUGGCAGAGGAUGAGAACAAGAGGCAGGGGGAAUUUACAAAGUUGACUCAACAGAAAGAAGAAGAAAGACAGAAACUGGUGGCUACAUUAUAUCAAGUGGAGCAAGGGGCCAGUGAGCUGAUCAAUAAUAUAUUGGAAAUGAAUGAAAAAGCCCGCAGAACAGAGGAGAUAUUAGAACAGAUGGAGAAGGAAAGGAUGGAGUUGGAGCAAUGGCUGGUGGUCCACCAGGAGGAAGAAGAGAACUUAAGAAAACAAGAAGUCCUUGUCAAUAUGGAAAGGAUGCUGCAAGAAAAUGAAAACUUUGAAAAUAUGCGGCAGAUGUACUUGGCUCAGCGCCAGGAGGUAGCACAGAGAGCUCAGCAGAGUGUCGUGGAUGCUGACAGUAAUAUCGAAAAUCUUCUUGUAAACAAAGACAUGAGCAAAAAGGAAUUCUUGGAACAGCUUAUCAGAGAGGUAAUUAUAAGGUUUAAAUAUAAAUUGUUGUUGAGAUGA